AUGGGGCUCCGUGGUGGGCCUCUCGCGUCCCUGCUCCUCCGCCUCUUUCUCCUACUCCAGGCGCAGGUUUACAGGCUGCCGCGCGCGGCCUCGGAACCGUGCCGGGCAGGCUUCGGGGAAGCUGAAGUGACCUUGGAGGCGCGAGGCGCGGAGCUGGAGCCGGGCCAGGCGCAGGGAAAAGUGGUCUUCACAGACUGCCCUGGGCAAGAGGCGGCCCUGCUGACUGACGAUGACUUCAUUGUCCUGAACGAUGAAACAGUCCAGGAAAGGAAAGCACUGAAGAUCUCCCCACCCACACCUGUCUUACGAAGGCGCAAGAGAGAAUGGGUGGUCCCGCCAAUAUCUGUGCCUGAGAAUGGCAAGGGUCCUUUCCCCCAGAGGCUAAAUCAGCUCAAAUCUAAUAAGGACAGAGGCACCAAGAUUUUCUACAGCAUCACAGGGCCUGGGGCAGACAGCCCACCAGAGGGUAUCUUCGCCAUAGAGAAGGAAACAGGCUGGUUGUUGCUGAAUAAGCCACUGGACCGGGAGAAGAUUGCCAAGUAUGAGCUCUUUGGCCAUGCUGUGUCAGAGAACGGCGCCUCUGUGGAAGAUCCCAUGAACAUCUCCAUCAUUGUAACAGACCAGAAUGACCACAAGCCCAAGUUCACCCAGGAUGUCUUCAGAGGGAGCGUCUUGGAAGGGGUGCUACCUGGCACUUCUGUGAUGCAGGUGACAGCCACGGAUGAGGACGACGCCGUCAACACCUACAACGGGGUGGUUGCUUACUCCAUCCACAGUCAAGAGCCAAAGGACCCGCAUGACCUCAUGUUCACAGUCCACCGGAGCACGGGCACCAUCAGCGUCAUCUCCAGUGGCCUGGACCGGGAAAGAGUCCCCGAGUACACACUGACCAUCCACGCCACAGACAUGGAUGGGGAUGGCUCCAGCACCACGGCUGUGGCCAUAGUGGAAAUCCUCGAUGCCAACGACAAUGCUCCCGUUUUUUAUCCCCAGAAGUACGAGGCCCGUGUGCCCGAGAACACAGUGAGCCAUGAGGUGCAGAGGCUGACAGUGACUGAUCUGGACGCCCCUAACUCACCGGCAUGGCGUGCCACCUACCGCAUCGUGGGAGGUGACAACGGGGACCAUUUUACCAUCACUACUGACCCCGAGAGCAACCAGGGUAUCCUGACAACCAAGAAGGACUUGGAUUUUGAGGCCAAAACCCAGCACACUCUGUACGUUGAAGUGAUCAACGAGGUUCCCUUUGUGGUGAAACUCCCAACCUCCACAGCCACCGUAGUGGUCCAUGUGGAGGAUGUGAAUGAGCCACCCGUGUUCGUCCCACCCUCCAAAGUCAUCAAAAUCCAGGAGGGCAUCUCCAUUGGGGAGCCUGUUUGCAAUUACACUGCUCAGGACCCAGACAAGGGGAGUCAGAAGAUCAGUUACCGCAUCCUGAGAGACCCGGCAGGGUGGCUAGCGAUGGACCCAGACAGUGGGCAGGUCACUGCCGCAGGGAUCUUGGACCGUGAGGAUGAGCAGUUUGUGAGGAACAACAUCUACGAAGUCAUGGUCUUGGCCACAGAUGAUGGGAGCCCUCCCAUCACUGGCACAGGGACCCUCCUGCUAACACUGAUGGACAUCAAUGACCACGGUCCGGUCCCCGAGCCCCGUCAGAUCACCAUCUGCAACCAAAGCCCUGUGCCCCAGGUGCUAAACAUCACAGACAAGGACUUGUCCCCCCACACUGCCCCUUUCCAGGCCCAACUCACACACGACUCGGACGUCUAUUGGACAGCAGAAGUCAGCGAGAAAGGAGACACAGUAGCCUUGUCCCUGAAGAAGUUCCUGAAGCAAGACAAUUACGAUGUGCACCUUUCCCUGUCUGACCACGGCAACAAGGAGCAGCUGACAGUGAUCAAAGCCACCGUGUGCAACUGCCACGGCCACGUGGAGAAGGACACCUGCGCAGAACCCUGGAAGGGGGGUUUCCUCCUCCCCAUCCUGGGCGCUGCCCUGGCUCUGCUGCUCCUCCUGCUGGUGCUCCUGUUCUUGGUGAGAAAGAAGCGGAAGAUCAAGGAGCCCCUUCUCCUCCCAGAAGAUGACACCCGUGACAACGUCUUCUACUAUGGCGAAGAGGGGGGUGGUGAGGAGGACCAGGACUAUGACAUCACCCAACUCCACCGGGGUCUGGAGGCCCGGCCUGAGGUGGUUCUCCGCAACGAUGUGGCACCAUCUUUCAUCCCCACACCCAUGUACCGUCCUCGGCCAGCCAACCCAGAUGAAAUCGGCAACUUCAUCAUUGAGAACCUAAAGGCGGCCAACACAGACCCCACGGCCCCGCCCUACGACUCCCUGUUGGUGUUCGACUAUGAGGGCAGUGGCUCCGAUGCCGCCUCUCUGAGCUCGCUCAGCUCCUCCACCUCUGACCAGGACCAAGACUACAACUAUCUGAAUGAGUGGGGCAGCCGCUUCAAGAAGCUGGCGGACAUGUACGGCGGGGGCCAGGACGACUAGGACUCCCUAAACGCCGGGCUGCAGCAGCAACUCCAAGGGGUCUUUGUCCCCACGUUGGCCAAGGACUUUGCAGCUUGCUGAGAAUUGGCCUUAGCAACUUGGAGGGAAGAGGCCUCGAAGCUGACCUCAAAGGGGCAGGUCUCUAUGCCUUUCAGAAUGGAGGAACAUGGGCAGUUUGAUUUCAACAGUGAGCACCUCUUAACCUAGGCCAAGGCUGCCCAAUUUCUGGGAGUCUCCCCGCUUCCAUAAAAUGCUCAGCGCUGGGUCCUGGGUCUUGACCGACUCUGACUCCCCCAUGAUGGCUUUUGCUCUGGAAUGGACCCUUCUCCUUAGUAAGAGGCCUCUUACCACAAUCUGCAUUUUUUUUUUUAAGGCUAUUUUCAAAAAGUGAGAGGCAGGUCCUCAACCACCCCUGGAGCACUCCAGAAGCCCAGGUGUGCCCUCACGCAUUUCUCUCUGGUCUCUUGGCCCCCAGGCCUCCUGUUUGAUUGGAUAACUGCGUUUUUAUACUGAGCGCGUCUAGG
This is a messenger RNA of Budorcas taxicolor (takin), 3020 nucleotides long. It is a transcript of the gene CDH3, whose product is annotated as cadherin 3. The record is from RefSeq and is a predicted model, not a curated record. The coding region runs from base 1 to 2496 and encodes 831 amino acids. NCBI's taxonomy places the organism in Eukaryota, Metazoa, Chordata, Mammalia, Artiodactyla, Bovidae. Gene Ontology annotation, cellular component: catenin complex; adherens junction; plasma membrane. The transcript has 16 exons. Gene Ontology annotation, molecular function: cadherin binding; calcium ion binding. Gene Ontology annotation, biological process: cell-cell junction assembly; multicellular organism development; cell morphogenesis.